Rhodamnia argentea is the source of this 966-nucleotide messenger RNA. RefSeq names its product structure-specific endonuclease subunit slx1. The record is from RefSeq and is a predicted model, not a curated record. Gene Ontology annotation, molecular function: 5'-flap endonuclease activity; crossover junction DNA endonuclease activity. The transcript is spliced from 3 exons. Gene Ontology annotation, cellular component: Slx1-Slx4 complex. NCBI's taxonomy places the organism in Eukaryota, Viridiplantae, Streptophyta, Magnoliopsida, Myrtales, Myrtaceae. Bases 97 to 702 code for a protein of 201 amino acids. Gene Ontology annotation, biological process: double-strand break repair via homologous recombination.
CCAACUACCUACCCUCAAUUCAUCAGUAACUGUCACCGGCGAAAGAAUCGGAGCAUCCGAGGUUUUGGUCGUACGGCACGAUUGGGCAGGAGCUGAAUGAAUCUGAAUCUGCCCAAGAUUGAUCUCCAGAUGACGAGGCUUCUCUCCGGGACAUUUCGAUCCAUCAAGCACCCGAGCUCUGUUUCUACUAAGCCCAAAGGCCCUUCGAGAUCAUCAUCAUCAUCAUCAUCAUCUCCAUUGAAGCUCUCGCGAUCCUCGCCUUCAGCGUCUGCGUCGGCGAUUUCAAGAACGAGAUCGGAACCCAAUACGGAUGAUUCAAGAACAUGGUGCGUCUAUCUCAUCCUCUCCACCAGCCCCCCUAUCAAGACUUACGUUGGCGUCACCAACGAUUUCCAUCGCCGUUUGAGGCAACAUAAUGGGGAGCUUAACGGUGGUGCCAAAGCAUCUCGAGCUGGAAGGCCAUGGCUCUGUGCCUGCCUUGUUCAGGGCUUCAAGGACCGAAGUGAAGCCUGUGUUUUUGAGUCAAAAUGGAAAAGUUUCUCAAGGAAACUACCUCGCCGGAGGUCAUGCGGUGACAUGGAAAAGCAAGCAGAAGGUGUCUCUCAGUUAUUGCUUCAGCAUAGACAAAUGGCUUUGGAUAGAGUUAAAGGUGUGCUUGACUGCAGUCUUUUGGAAAUUAAUUGGAAACUGAAUCUUACUUGAUUCAUGGGUUGUCACUUUCACCAAGGUACAAGAUGUUAAUAUGUCCAAAGUUAAGUUACAGCCCUAUAGAAUUGCUAGCAUAUUGUGAUACAUGUAAAUGCUAUUGGCAGUUGCACAGUAUGCAGGUCUUUUUAUUCUGUUUUACUUGUAACUUUGCGAUCAUUCGAACUGGCGAAGGGGACUGGGUGAGAUUACAGCCAAAAAGAUGUCCCUCACAUUCACAUUGUAAAGUAAAAUGAAUGAAGAAAACAGUUGUUAAGGUUC